Messenger RNA from Pectinophora gossypiella (pink bollworm), 4605 nucleotides. RefSeq lists its product as uncharacterized. The coding region runs from base 270 to 1520 and encodes 416 amino acids. The record is from RefSeq and is a predicted model, not a curated record. NCBI's taxonomy places the organism in Eukaryota, Metazoa, Arthropoda, Insecta, Lepidoptera, Gelechiidae. The transcript has 2 exons.
AUGAACGUCAAACAUUUCCUCUAGCUCAUUUGCCGCAAAAGAAUCAAAUGGUGUAGACCUAUAGCGGCGACGCGUCAAUUUAAAUACAAGAUUAGUCUUGUUGUUCGCUAUUUAUUUGAGAUAAAGACGUCAAACAACAUUAAUAUAAGUAGGCAAUUGAUAACUGCAAUCGUCGUGAUAAAAUUAUUUGUAUAAAUAUACUAAUCAUACAUCAAACUUGCCUAAAUACAUCGACAUAUCGGUCACUGCAUUCGCCUCCUUCGCACAACAUGGACGGCGUAACAUUCGAAGGAUUCUUAGACAGCGUCACACCAAGACAACGUGAAUAUAUCGAAAGUGUUGUUGUGAAACUUGGUCAUAACGAUGCUAAAGUGAAAGUGGAACCUGUAGGUAAACCAGGAGACAACUAUGGAGCAGAUGUCAGGAGAAUUAUCGUGGAGAGUGCUAAAGGUAACAUCAACAUGGUCGCUAAAAUAGCUCCGGCGUAUGAACAAUACCGACAGGCAAUCGACAUCGGAAAGAUAUUCCUGAACGAAUCUGUAAUGUACACCGAACUAUUUCCAAAAUACACCGAACUAGAAAAAGAGGCAGGUAUACCAGAAAGUGAAAGACUUCUGUAUGCGAAGUGCUAUGGUUGCCUAUUGGAAGAGCCUAAUGAAAUAAUCCUCCUCGAAGACUUGAAGGUCAAAGGGUUCACCAUGCUGGACAAGUUUAAAUCCCUGUCAGAUGAAGCUAUCAAGCUGAUACUCAAUAGCCUGGCUGCUCUACAUUCCUUGUCUUACGUCCUGAGAGACCGAGAACCGGAAACAUACAACACUCUAACAGAAAAAUUCAAAACCAUUUGGGAAACAUUUGAAGAAUGCGAAUCACAUUACCAACAAAUGGAAGAUGGUCUCUUGAGCGUGAUAACAAACGACUACAAGAAAUAUCUAGUUGGUAAAAUUACUCAGACAACAAAAUAUUUCGCUCAAGUGAUGCAAGAAAAUCGAAACUUAAAAUCGUCCGUGAUAAUACAAGGAGACUCUUGGACAAAUAACUUCAUGUUCCAAUAUAAGGGUGACAAAUUAGCGUCAUGUUGCAUGAUAGACUACCAGCUGUCGUGUGUUAACAGCCCAGCAUCUGACUUGGGCUACAUGAUCUUCAACUGCACUGACCACGAAAUGAGGAUGAAGCACUUCCACGAAUGGUUGGACUAUUACCACGCAAAACUGGACAAAUACCUCACCUACCACGGUCUGAAAGUAGACCAAUUGUUCACUAAAGAAGACCUUAAAAAUGCCAUGAAGUCUUCCGGAAACCUAUCACUGGCCCAAGGUGUUAUGGUGUCUAGCAUUGUUUUGAGGGAAAACGAAGACGCAGAGAAGACCAAAGCUCAAAUGGCUGACAAUGAAGGGAAUGUGAUGGACUCAAUGGUGAAAAUGUUUAAUGUGUCAGCGCUAAGUGAAGGAACGAUAAAGCUAUUCAGAUCCAGAUUAGAAGGCUUGGUUGACAGUCAUCUAGCUCUAGGCUUGAUUGAGUAACAAAAGUUUGAAAUAUUGAAUGUCACGAUUAGAAUAUUGAAUAUUUAAAUUAUACCUCCCCUUUUAUUUAACUUACAAAUUGUAUGAUAUAUUAUUGUUAACGCAAAAAAAAUAUUAAAAACAAUCUAGACGAGUAAAUUAUUCCAGUUUCUCAUUUUUAAGGGUUCCGUAGCCAAAUGGCAAAAAAACGGGACCCUUAUGGAUUCGUCAUGUCUGUAUGUCUGUCCGUCUGUAUAUAUAAACAGGGACAAAAAUGUUAUACUAUUAAGUUUUUCUUUUAAAAUAGAAUAGUUAACGUAAAUGUUUGUUAUUAAGGAGAUUUCCACAAAAACAUUUUUUUUAUAGUUCAUUAUCCGUCAGUUUGUGUUUUUAUGGUCAAUGCGCAUCCGGUUUUUUAUAAAGCUGAUCUUGAUCGACCUUGAACUGAAGGGAAUCGCACGAUGAUAGUGAGCGGUAAAAUUAGUCUAAUCUACAGAAGAUUACCUUCAUGGCUGCAUGUUAGCAGUAAAAUCAAUUUACAUACCUACACACAUAAGUAGAUAAGGUCAUGCCUGCCGCCCGUAAUCCCCAUUGAGGUGAUCGCAUAAGCAACCAAAGACAAAUUCAGAUUUGAAUAGAAUAUAGAAUAGAAUAUAGAAUAGAAUGUAGAAUAGAAUGUAGAAUAGAAUGUAGAAUAGAAUGUAGAAUAGAAUGUAGAAUAGAAUGUAGGAUAGAAUGUAGAAUAGAAUAUAAUCAUUUAUCAAAAAACUUCUUAAACAUGUAUAUGUCGCAGUCGGAUUGUAUAAUCCGCUGUAUUACAUUACGGCUAGCUGUUUUCAAAAACAGGUCAGUUUUGUAAUGCGGCGGAUCAACGAUUAGCUGUAUUGAAUGCGGCUAAGUAAAAAUCCGCCGAAACGUAUUCGUCGCCAUACGUCAUUCAACACGGCUAGCCGUAAUGUAAUAAAGCGAGGGAUUAGCCGCCUCUUUGACAGUUUUUAGUUCCGAUUCUUAACACUCAUGGCGCUGCCUGUCAUAACAACAACAGUGGCGUUGGAUGCAGAAAGUGUGUUAUUAAAUAGCGAAGUUACGAGUGAAUUAAAUAAAGGAAACGUGUUAAAUGGCUCUCGUUAAAUGACGCGGACCCAUUUAUUGGAGAACGUAUCGCAAUGACAAUACGGCUAAUCGUUGGACCGCCGCAUUACAAGACGACCCUGUUUUUGAAAACAGCUAGCCGUAAAGAUAAAGAAAAAUAAUAAUACAGCGAAUGCGAUGCGUAAUGUAAUACAGCAAAUUAUACAAUCCGACUGCGACAUAUACCUACAUUACUAGCGGACCUCGCACUAGGAAAACCCUGUAUCGCGAAGGUCCUGAACAUUUGUUGUUAGCAAAAACUUUUAAUACACCAUCGAGCUAGCCUUUCAUAGUAGUAAAAUUAUAGUAUAUUGUCGUACAAUUUUUAAUAACAAAAGUAAUAGAAAACAAUAAAAAGUUACAUUUUAUAGGACAAAAAAAUUGCAUCUACUGUUGAUGUUAUACGAAGUAUAAGGCCUGUGCCUACGGUGGAUGUGAAGAACCUUGCGGUGUACAAUAAAAAAAUUUUUUUUUUCUUUUUUUUUGUUACUUUAAGCUGUUGGUCUCGGCUAUUAACCGUAAAACAGCUCCUCCAACCCGCAGUGAAGCAGCGCAGUGGCGUAUGAUCCCUCACGUUUGAUUGAGGAGAGGCUUGUACGCAUAUAAGCUGUUUUACGUUUAUGUUUUUCUUAAUAGAUAAUUUAUAACUCACCUAGCUGUAAUCGGGUAAAAAGAGAAGUCUGUCUCUCACUGAAAAUUUGCACAAAGGCCUCCUAUAUGGUGUAAACAAGGAAUAAGGGAUAUUUUUUUCGAAAUUCCCUCGAGGUACGUUAAAAAGGGUCGAAGCGUAGCCGCGGGCGACUACUAGUCUAAAACAAUUAAUUUCCAUCACAACUGUCGCUCACAUCUUGAUCUUGAAACUCCGAGGAUUACUUACAAAGUUGACGUCAAAACUCGUCAAGACCACAGUGUGCACGUUCAAAGAGUUUGACGGGCCUAUACAAACUGGAUUUGAUUCUGGAACUAAGUUGCACUUGUUUUAAGUUUACGCGGUUAUUAUCAUAAUUAAAACACAUAACAACGGGUAACACACACGGGUAACGGGUACAUUUAAACGCGGUAAGAACCCGUUAUUAUGUGUUUUAACUAAGUUGCACUUGUCGAUUGCACCAUAGCAAUAUUUGCCUUUUAUAUUGACAUAGGUACUUCCGUAGACUGCGUUAGGUGGCAAGUCGCCCACUUCAUUAAGGGCUUAUGGGCGAGUUUUGACGUCAACUUUGUAAGUAAUCCUAGGAGUUUCAAGAUCAAGAUGUGAGCGAAAGUCGAAAAAAAUAUCCCUUAUUCCUUAAUAAGGGAUAUUUUUUUUCGAAAUUCCCUCGAGGUACGUUAAAAAGGGUCGAAGCGUAGCCGCGGGCGACUACUAGUCUAAAACAAUUAGUCAGGAAUAUUUGCCAUUUAUAUUGACAUAGGUACUUCCGUAGACUACGUUAGGUGGCAAGUCGCCCACUUUAUUAAGGACUUAUGGGCGAGUUUACACUUUUCUAUUUUUGUAGUCUACGCACCUGAAUGGAUUGAUGAGAUUGGGUCAGUCACUCCAAACAAAUAAUAAAGCGUUAAUAUGGUCGAAAAAUCAUGUAAAUGAUGUUCUUUGUCAGACAACACCAAAUUACCCGUUCGUUCUUCGUUCGGAGUAGACGACAAAAAGAUGUAAACUCGCCCGCAAUCCCGAUAUUAAGUGGGCGACUUUACACCUGACGGUCGACUAGGGUUACCUACCUACUAGGGUUAUCCGGAUAUUUCCGGAUUUUCAGCCUUCGGGUUAUAAGGAUUGUUUUACUAUCUACUAAUCUUAUCGAAACUAUCAACUAUUGGUAAUACUAUUUGUAGUAUCGGUUGUGAAAGAUAGACAAUAUUACUGAGAGAUACCUUUUCGGUAUCAUUAGCCGAUGGCGAAACUAAUGUUAUUGCAACAACACUUAACAUAUUCAACGCCACAUGGGCCACAAGUGGGUCAAGAGAGAAUACUCAGUCAAGC